GGGAGGCGGCGGCGGUGCCGCCAUGGCGGACGGCGAUGGCUUGGUGUCCGUGGACUACGAGGUGCACGGCAAGGUGCAGGGCGUGUUCUUCCGCAAGUACACGCAGGGAGAAGCUAAGAAGCUGGGGCUUGUUGGCUGGGUCCAAAACACCAGCCACGGCACUGUUCAGGGGCAAAUCCAGGGUCCGACUGCCAGGGUGCGGGAGCUGCAGGAAUGGCUCAGGAAGAUAGGAAGUCCUCAGUCCCGUAUCAGCCGAGCAGAGUUCAGCAAUGAGAAGAAGAUUGAGGCACUGGAUCACAAGGAAUUCCAGAUUUUGAAGUGACUUUGUCCUGGAAGAAGCAAAGUCUGGAGCAUGAGCUGCCCUCACAGAACAUUUCCUCUCUUCCUCACUCACUCAUUCAGUCAGCCAGUGUUCAGCUCUAGAGAACUUUAUUUUAUUGAAUUUCUAAUUUAUUGUUUUGCUGCGCUGUUAGUUCGAUGCUCAGCUUUUCGCAGAAUUCCAGUGGGUAGAGGAAGAGCCAUGUUGUCUCAGUUAAAGGGGUUGUUCAGGGCCACAACCUCUGUUUCCAAGUGUACGUGGUUUGGGGAGUUGUACAUGAGAUAGAUCUGAAAUUUGUAGUGUAGUGCUCAUGUGAAGGAAAUCACAGGGUCAAUGCCGAUAGAAAACAUCGCUAAAAACAUUAUUUCUGUGCACUAAAUGCCUCAGAAAAAAAAAAUUAUUUUAUUCCAGA
Molecule: messenger RNA, 731 nt
Organism: Ficedula albicollis (Collared flycatcher)
Lineage: Eukaryota; Metazoa; Chordata; Aves; Passeriformes; Muscicapidae
Gene: ACYP1
Product: acylphosphatase 1
Exons: 2
Coding region: 23-322 (99 amino acids)
Molecular function (GO): acylphosphatase activity
Source: RefSeq, a predicted model, not a curated record